Dermatophagoides farinae (American house dust mite) is the source of this 6013-nucleotide messenger RNA. Lineage: Eukaryota; Metazoa; Arthropoda; Arachnida; Sarcoptiformes; Pyroglyphidae. The record is from RefSeq and is a predicted model, not a curated record.
CCAGCAACAGCACCAACAACCAAUCAACAAUAUAGCAACCAAAAAUAAAACAAACAGUGAAAAAAACCAAUUCAAUUUUAAUCAUUGAAAUCCAAUAUCUUUGUCGUCAUCAGUGUUGUUUUAUCGUUUCGCCACCAACAACCAACAACAACAACAACAAAAAUGUCGAGCACACAGACACACUCACACUUGUGACAUCGAAACGAAAAAAAUUGAUUGAAAAAUAAUAACACUUUCUGUAACGACAGAGAAAAAAAUAUUGUCAUCUAUAGACAUCUAUUAGGGCGUUGAUCAUCAUUAUUUUCAUCAGCAAAUUUUCCUAGUUUUUUUGUUGAUUAAAAUUUUCCCGAAUCAAUCAAAUCAAAUUGAUCAAAUCGAAUCUAAUCCAACACAUCGACACAAUAUUAGAAUGAAUUGAACGCAUGAAAUUUUCAUUUUCACACAUAUUGCCUUUACCUGUGAAAAUCUUCAAGGUUUUCAAUUUUGUGUCUGCCUCAUCAUUUUCAGAAAAAAAUGAUGUGAUAUGAUUGUAAUGUAUCCCCCUCUCCGUUUAUAUCCAUUCGAAAACAGUACGUAAAAAAUAAAAUGAAACGAUUCUUUCAACGUGAUUAUCAACGACAAUCGGAACCACCACCACCGCCACCAUCAGCCUCAUCAUCAUUAUCAUCCUCAUCAUCUGCAUCUUCAUCGAUAUUACAUUCAUCAAGUGGUUCAUUUUUAGGUAAAAUAUUUGUCGUUGGUCAAUAUCAAUGUACGGUCGAAGAUAUUAUAGCUGGGGGUUUCUCAUUGGUUUUUUUGGUCAAAGCUAAUAAUGGCAUACGUUAUGCAUUGAAACGUCUAUAUGUCAACAAUGAACAUGAUUUGGCUAUUUGUAAAUGUGAAAUUGAUAUUGCCAGAAAAUUGGGAUCUCAUAAGAAUAUCGUGAAAUUAGUCGAAUCAUGUGUUAAUUAUUGUGGUAAUGAGGUGCAUGAAAUAUUUAUGCUUAUGCAGUAUUGUAAAGGCCAAUUAUUGCAUCUAAUGAAUGAUCGUCUACAAACUGGUUUCACUGAAAUGGAAAUUAUUCGUAUUCUAUGUGAUAUUUGUGAAGCUGUUGGCCGAAUGCAUCAUAAUGAUCCACCAAUCAUACAUCGAGAUCUGAAGAUUGAAAACAUUCUCAUUUCUGAUGAUGGCAAUUAUAUGCUUUGUGAUUUUGGUUCAGCUACAACUAAAUCAUUACAAUUAAGUGAUAAUGGUGGACGAAAAUCAGCCCUAUCUAUUGAGGAGGAAAUAAAACGUUAUACAACAUUAGCAUAUCGAUCACCGGAAAUGGUGGAUGUUUAUUCGGGACGACCAAUUACUACUAAAGCUGAUAUUUGGGCUUUAGGUUGCCUUGUAUAUAAACUGUGUUAUUUUACUCUGCCAUUUGGGGAAUCGACAUUAGCCAUACAGAAUGCGCAGCUAACCAUACCGGAUUCAUAUGUUGAUCGUUAUUCUCAACAAUUAACAUCGUUGAUUGCUUUUAUGUUAUCACCGGAUCCAGGUGAUCGUCCAGAUAUUUAUCAAGUCGCUUAUCUUGCCUUCAAUCUUAUUGGCCAAGAAUCACCAAUAUUGAAUCGAAAUAAUAUUUCAAAACCAAUUUGGUCCAAUCUACGUGUACCACCAACUGAACAACAAUCCCGUGAAAUACGACAUCAACGUUCUUCCAACCAUGAUCAUCGAACUAAUCAAUCAACGACUAGCAAUUCAUCGACCUCAUCAUCAACAACAACGAUGUUGACGUCAGCCACUAAUCUAUCGGCUGUAAAUAGCACUAGUAAUUAUCAACAGAAACAACAACAACAACAACAAGCUGCUAAUCAUCAUCAUGGUGAAAUUGAGAAGACAACAUCAAAAACAACAACUGUUAUAUCAAGACAAAGACCAAAAGCGAGCAUUAACAUUAAUUCGGUGUUGCCAACAUCACCGGUUGCUUUCCAACGUGCUCUAACACCAUUAUCAUCAUCAUCAUCAUCGACAUCAAAUCAUCAUAAUGAAACAACGAUAUCCGCAACGAAUUUAUCUGUGAAAGAUAGUGGUGGUGGUAGUAGUAGUAAUAGUAGUCAUUCUCAUACUAGUGGCCUUACGAAUUCGCAUAGUUUCUCUUCCGGUAGUCAAUUAUUUGCAUCGGCCACCACCAACACCACUAAAAGUAAAUUAUUAGAUCAACAAAAACAAUCAAUGAAUCUAUCAUCAAAUCCAAUAUUAAUCAAGGAUGAUGAUGAUGUACAUUUGGAUCAAUUCGUACAUCAGCGUCAUCAUAUACAACAACAGCAGCAGCAGCAGCAGCAACAACAACAACAUCAGCAAUUAUCAAUGAAUAAUAAUCCAUUCAUAAUGGAUACAUCAUCAUCAUCAUCAUCAAAUAUUCCGGCACCACCGACUAGGAACCAAAGUUUAACAUUGCUUGAUACGACAUCGACGAUUGUUGAGCCAAACAUACAUACUAGUGGUACAACAACAACAACAACCAAUUAUCAUCAACAUCAUCGUCGUAAUAUGAGUGAUAGUAGUGCAUUUAAUCAAUCUGCCAUUGUCGGUGCUGGUAGUGGUGGCAAAAUGUUUGCUAUUCAAACAAACAAUAGUAAUCGGUCAUCGAGUGAAUUUGUUGCCGAUUGUUGUACUACUGAUCAUCAACAAUCAUCGCCAACAACAACAGCAAGAAUUCGAUCAUUGAAUCCAUUCGAAGAUAAUACAGAUGGACAACAAGAUUUUAACCGCCAACAGGCAGCAGCACCAUCAUCGACUUCUUCGUCAUCAUGUUUAUUUGAAGAUCAAUUAUUUGGUAAAGAAUUUGAUCGUAUACGUUUGACAGAAGAUUCGAAAUUGGCCGAUAAUCCAUUCGAUCAGGUACCAGUAAAUCAGGAACAUUUAAAACAAUAUCUGGAAAAGCAGCAGCAACAACAACAGCAACAGAAUUCUAGCAGCGUCGGCGGUGGUUGUACAUCAAUUAUUAUUACCGAUAAUAAUAAUGAUGAUCAACAAGUAACAGCGACAUUAAAAAAAUCAUCCACAGUAAUGAUAACAAUCCGUUCAAAUAAUGAAUUUAUGAUUGUUAAUAAUAAUGAAACUGAUAGCCAACAACAACGACCCGGUUCAUCAAAUGGUGAUCAAUUAUCAAAGAUUAUAUCAAACAAAUCGAUUAGCUCGUCUAGUCAAGGAGGAUUACACGACGGUACCAAUGGCAGUGGUUGUAGCCCACCAACAACGUCCAAUUAUAUGCCACUUUACUCAUCCGAUACAGCUGAAGAUGAUGAUCAUUAUUAUGAUCAUAGACAUCAUUCCAUUGGUGACGAUAAAAAUGACAUUACUAAUAACAAUGAUGAUGGUGAUGAUGAUGAUAAUGAUCAUGGAUUAAGAAUGGGUCUUUUAUCAUCCAAUAUUAAUAAUCAUCAUCAUAUUGAUUAUGAAGCAACUGGUGAUAUGACUAAACCAUUAGUCGAGGACAUUGAUGAUGACGAUGAUGAUGAAAUUAUCAAUGAUAAUGUUGACGAUGUUAAUUCAUCCAUAGGAUCAGCAUCAGAUCUUCAGAAUACCGAUGAUGACGAUGAAUCGGAUACUUCUUCAUCAUCUGACGAUGAGGAUGAUGAUGAAGGCGAUGAUGAUUCCCUUGAUUCACGUGAUGGUGAUUCUAGUUUUCAAGAUGCUAAAAAUCUAUUGAAUGAUCCAAAACAAUGUGCAAGUCAACAUGAUGCUAGUGAUGAUGACAGUCAUAAUGAAUCAUUUAAAUAUGGUUUGGUUAAAAAUCACUCCCCGCAUCAUCGAGUGUCAUUACAAUCAUCGUCGUCGGUUUUAAAAUCGAAUACAAUAUGCAAAUCUGCCGGUGGAUUAAAUAUUUCUCGGAUACAGAUUACACAUCAUCACCAUCCAAAUAGUAGCGGUAGCCAGAUACAACAAUCAAACAAUAUUGAUGAUGGUGAAACUAGCAUAUCAAAUUCUUCGAUUCGAUCUGAUACACAGAAAAAUAUCGAUUCACUUGAUCAUCUAAUCGGUCAUGUUGAAGGUCAUCGACCAUUAUUAUUAGAAGAUGAAGAUGAAGACGAUAUUAUGCCCAACGUAUGUUCAACGGUAAAAUCACUGAUUUCAAUCAAUGAUCUAUCGAUAGUCGGACAGCAAGCUUUAGUAUUUGAUUCAAAUAAUGAUUCCAAAUAUUCAAUUCAAUCACCACAACCACCACCAUCAUCCACAUUCACACAACAACCGGUCAAUGUGAUUCUAACUACUCAUCAUCAUGCUCCACAUUCCGAUCUGGAGACACUAUCAUUAUCACCACCAUCACCAUCAACAACAACCAAUACAUUGAAUAAUGUUCACCAUCAUCAUCAACAUUCAUUCGAUAAUUCUAGUGAAGAGAAUGAUCGUCGUCUUGAUGAAGAAGUUGAACGUAGUCUCAUUCCACAGGUUAUGUUUGAUCAAAUGAAUAAUAAAGAUCUUUUUGGAUCGAUACCAUUUACGGAUAAACAGCUAAUUAAUCAAACUAUUCAACAUCAAAAAGAAACAAGUAUAGACCCUGCCGCUUUGCUUGAACAUAGAAAUGAACCGAUUUCAGUUCCAGCCAUAAAAACCAUAACAACAAAUCGUUUUGAGAAUUCAUUUUCAGAUUUACCCUUUUCGACUAUCAUACAGGAAUCAGCAACAACAACAACAAUGAAUACUAUUUCAUCACCAUCCAUAUUGAUUGGAAAUAAUGAUACAACUAAUUCGAAUCCCGGUAGAUCGACAACCGAUUUAUUCGGUGCUGUUCCAUUUGAAACACCACCAUCGUCAACGAAUAAAUUACAAGGCCAAAUAAUAAAAAUUCCUCAACUAAUACCAGCACCACCCGUGGCAACUAUAGCCAAUAAGGUUGGAAUACCUAAACCACUAUCAUCAACUGUGACAAAUUCAACAACUAUCAUAACAACAACAACAACAACAACAACAGCUGCUGCUGCUGCUACUGUAUCUAAACAACAGCAAACAACAUCAUCGGUUUCAACUGGUUUAAACACCAGUACUACUGGUAAACUGAGCCGUAAUCAAUUACAACGAUCAAAUUUAAAAAUCAAAUCUAAAGUUGCAAAAAAAUAUGAAGUUGAUGAAAGUGAUGAUGAAGUUGAUGGACUAUUGGAUCCGAAUGAAAGUGAAGAUCUAUUAUUGGAUGGUGAUUUCGACGAUAAUUGCGAUCGAUCAAUAACGAAAGAAUCAUCAUCAUUAUCAAACAAGAAAAAGAAUAAAAAAGAUAAAAAGGAAAAAAGUGAUAAGAAAUCCAAAGAAUCGAAAUCAAAAGAAAAGGAUAAAAAAUCCAAGGAUAAACCACCACAUGAUAAACCAAUGGAAAAGGAUAAAAAAGAAAAAGAGAAAGAAAAAAUGAAAAAUAAAAAAGAUAAAAACAAAAAGAAGAAAGAUAAAGAAUCAGCGAAGAAAAGAUCAACCAACGCCAUGACUGAUGUUCGUGAUGAUGAUGGUGAUGAUGAUGAUAAUGUUGUUGUAAAUGAUCAGAUAUCAAAACCUAAAUCAACAACAACGACAACGACGAUGAUGAUCACAGCAACAAAUGCCUCGGAUACGACAUUGAUUCCAUCAAACACUAGACUUUCUUUAGUGAAAAUGGUCGAUAACUCUGGUGGUAAAGAUAAAACGAAUCGUAAAAAUUCGAAUAAUAAUAAUUGUGGUGGAUCAACUACAAAACAAGCAUUUGCCAACAUGAGUUUCGAGGAUGAAACAUUGUCAUCUCAUCAACCGAGUCUUCGACAUGUCCAUUAUCAUCAUCAACAACAAUUUAAUUCAUCUUCAAAACAACAGCAACAGCCAUCAAGAACAACAACGGCAAAUAUUCAAUGAUGAAAAAAAUCAAAUGAAUUUGUAAUGUUUUACUUUCUCAUCUCAUCAAAAAUAUGUCUUUCCCUUCGACCUUGAUCCUCUCGAAAUUGAAAGAUUUGAAAUGAAAAAAAAUUUUAUAAACUUUAGUGUGAUUUUGAUAAUUAUGAAAUUAAACAUUAAACAUUUAAACAUUCGA